ACUCAACACAACCGUGGUGUUGAUUCAGACGCACCAAAUUUAAAGAGCUGCGUUUUUCGGCCCUCUCUGUUUGACUGAGACUUGUCACAGUUACUUUCGGUUCGCGCGAGCGUCUUGUACUUCCUCGGAGGGGAAGAAGAAGAAGAAAGAAAAAGUAGAGAGAAGUCAGUGGCUGUAAUUAGAUUCCCUAAUCAGCAGAAUUGGCAGCAGGUGUGAAUUCAUGUCUGUAUAUUCCCCGCAGAUAUACUGCCCAGUGUUUGUGCCCAGCCGAGAUAUGACUGAGGUGAUGAUCAGCAGCACCCCCAUGGAGGACAUGAGGCUCAGCCCCAGCAAGGACAGACUCUCCUUCCAGAUAUUCCCCGACCCCUCAGACUUUGACCGUUGCUGUAAGCUCAAAGAUCGUCUGCCAUCCAUCGUGGUGGAGCCGACAGAGGGAGAAGUCGAGAGCGGAGAGCUUCGCUGGCCUCCUGAGGAGUUCCUGGUCAGUGAAGAGGAGGAAGAAGAAGAGGACGAUGACGAAGAAGUGGAGGAGCACAAUAACGGCAGCAUCCAAAACGGACAGCCAACACAGAAUUCUCAGCACUAGAGGCUGCACUGCAGCACCCAUGCUCUCUUGAUCCAUCUCUUUCUGAUUGACUCUCCCUUUCACACACUGGUUGCACUUCACCUCAGCAGACUCAGCUGGCCGGACGCACGCUCAGCAUCUCGUGAUGCCAUCUCGUUGCCCAUGACACCAAAGCAUCACUCUCCCACAAGAGAAGCAAUACACACUUUCUCACCCAAUUAUAAUUUAUCCUCCUGGACUGCAGAUCCACCCAAAAACAGACUUGAAAAGAACGGACACGCACACCUCUAACCCGCACCCACUUCCUACCCAUGCCUACCACCGUGUGUGUCUCGGCUCAGAACAGACAUCCCCAUCAGACAGCGGCAGCUCAAUGCUCCAUGGACAGCUCUCACACUGCAGGGGGGAGACUACCGCUCUGUACUUUACUCCAAAAUGGCUGGCGUCAUGACCCCAGAGACUUCAUACUCGCAUACAGAACUAUUGUGGUACCCGUGGGGAAAAUAAUGUCUACAGCAGACUGUCCACACCUGUGUUUCAGUUUCUGGAUUGGUAUGUUAAUUAUUGUGAUUGCCACUGCUGUCCAUAGAUUUGUCCGUUUCUGAGAAGUGAAUGUUUUGUGCUUUCUGUUUUUUGAGAAGUAAGUAUUUUGUGCAAAAUGUUACUGGGAAUUUUUUUUUCUUUUAUUAUCCCUCACAGGAUUUACCUAAAUAAUUUUGUGUGACCUUAUGUCAGGCAUUUACAAUAAAAAGGUGACAUGGACUCUUUUUAGAGAAGUGAGAAGAAAGUGAAAGUUAAAAAAAAAAAAAAAAAACCCGCAUGCCCUGCUAUGCUUAGUACUUGUGUGAUAAAUGAAUUGUACAAAGACAAGGGCGGUGAGGACACGGUCAUGCUAUGAUCCUCUCAUCACGUUGGCCUCCUGUAAGCCUUGUGACAAACUAUAGUUGGAUGACAAAGCAAAGAUUCUAACCUUGAGAACGAAAUGUGACGCAAGCAGGUUAUUGUUUCAAAGGACGGAGCUGAGUAAGGAUGGGGAAUUUUUUUUUUUUUUUUUUUUUUUUUUUUUUUGAAAAAGCAGUUGAUAAAGCAAUGUACAGCCCGAAUUAAGGAUGUGUAAAUACUUGUUAAUACUUGUUCCCAGCGAGCCCCACCCCUGAGGCCUUUUUUCUUUCUUUCCUUUUUAAGAAAGACAGACACUGAGAAUCACUCUGACCUGCACACACCUGAACUGAAAACUGUCUCUUUCCUGGUCUUCCUGUUCUUUUUGAAAACAGCCAUGCAUUUAUUUGAAGUUCAGGUCACGGGUGGGGGGUUCACACUGUAGGACAGAGUUCACCAACAAGGACAUAGGCAAUGUCUGAAACAGUAUUAAAUUCUUUACUCACAAUAAAAAUAGUCCUGAUGUUUGCCAAAAAGCUGUUAAUGGGAAAUUUAAUUUGCUCUCUUGUAGUAAUGUCUGUCAUUUUAUUUGCCUGUGCUGCAGUUCCAAAAGUUGGUGUUUGUUUUUGUCAGUCAAUUUGUGGAAAAGAUUUCACUUUCUGUGCACACAAUCUGAAAUACUGUUGUACAAGCAUGACUGAUAUACUAAAUGUGUCUGUUCUUUUUUUGUAAUUUUUAAUUUGAGUGGCAUUAGGGCUGUGUACAGAACAUCUCUCUCCUCUUUCUCCUGUCACCCACAGGUCCCACAUUGUUUUUGUAAAGCUCAGGGAGAUUAGCCGCCAUCUUUCUCUUGUUUUUUUGUAUUUAGACCACUUUUCUCUGUGACAAUUACAGAGGCUGUAAAUAAACAUUUGAAUUUGCUAUCCAA
Lates calcarifer (barramundi perch) is the source of this 2372-nucleotide messenger RNA. It is a transcript of the gene lbh, whose product is annotated as LBH regulator of WNT signaling pathway. Gene Ontology annotation, biological process: positive regulation of DNA-templated transcription. NCBI's taxonomy places the organism in Eukaryota, Metazoa, Chordata, Actinopteri, Centropomidae. Gene Ontology annotation, cellular component: nucleus. The coding region runs from base 221 to 586 and encodes 121 amino acids. The transcript is spliced from 3 exons. The record is from RefSeq and is a predicted model, not a curated record.